AUGAAGAUUUGGAGAACUGAUCGGGAAACAAGAUUGCCAGAGAGCAUAGAGGGCCGGGUAGAAGUUGGGGAAUGUGAGUUUUUAGUGGCUCCCGACAGAGCAAUUUAUGGCCCCAGGAUUGACCUAGAGAAGAUGGAAGAAUCAGGACUCUUUGGAAAACUGGCUGAUUCCAGGGAUGUGGUAGUUAAAAUACAAGAUGGACCUAGAUUUCUUGUGGUACCAGAAAUCAAGGAGGUGCUCAAAAGAAUUCACAUCCUGGAGCAGAAGGAAAACUGGCAGGCAACAAGUGAUGUCACAGUGGACGUUAAAACCAAUUUUACGGUUCCACCAUGGCCUGCGGCCCAGGGACUGCUUCGAAACUACUGGGAGCGACUACUGCGGAAGCUUCCACAGAGCCGGCCGGGCUUUCCUAGUUCUCCGUGGGGACCAGCAUUAGCAGUACAGGGCCCAGCUAUAUUUACAGAGGCAGCAAAUGAUACCAGUGGAAGUAAAGAGAAUUCCAGCCUUUUGUAUAGUAUCUUUUGGAUUGCAGCUCCCAGAAACAGACGCACCAUUGAAGUUAACCUGUGUAGGAGAAGAAACCCUCAGAAGCUUAUUAAAGUUAAGAACAGUAUAGGCGUUGGUCCUGAAUGUGGUCACCUGAAACAGAAAUAUGUCCUUUGUGGCUACUGCUAUGAGAAAGUGCGCAAGGAGACUGCAGAAAUCAGACGACAGACAGGGAAACAAGAAGGGAGGCGUUUUAAGGCUCCCACCAUAGAGACUAUGGUGCUGUACACGGGAGAGACGCCGUCUGAACAAGAUCAGGGCAAGAGGAUGAUUGAACGAGACAGAAAGCGACCAUCUUGGUUCACCCAGAAUUGA
Messenger RNA from Gorilla gorilla gorilla (western lowland gorilla), 861 nucleotides. Its product is annotated as large ribosomal subunit protein bL32m-like. NCBI's taxonomy places the organism in Eukaryota, Metazoa, Chordata, Mammalia, Primates, Hominidae. The record is from RefSeq and is a predicted model, not a curated record. The transcript has 5 exons. The coding region runs from base 1 to 861 and encodes 286 amino acids. Gene Ontology annotation, biological process: translation. Gene Ontology annotation, molecular function: structural constituent of ribosome. Gene Ontology annotation, cellular component: mitochondrial large ribosomal subunit.